ACCCAACCAUAUCAGUAAGCAGCAUAAACCGCUUAUGAAUGUCGAACAUCGCGCGUUCUUCAUGCUCGUAUCCAGUCCAACCACCAGCAUCAUCGUGUUUCAGAUUCUUCCUCUCGCGUCAAACAUCGUCGUGCUUCAGUAAUCACCAUGGAGCAUCACAUUUUCAUAAUAGUUUCAAGCUCCAAAUCCAAUCGCAGCGAACCACCCGAAGAACGAGGCUCCAAUCACCGAGUCGCGUUCCAAACUCGCCAUCACCAACUCCAUUCAGGAUCGUAACUGAAAAUGAAAAAACAUCAUCGAAAAUGGAUCGAGGAACUUACCGGAUUGAAGUUUCGAUUGUAAAUAGGUACAUCGUGAGGUUCCAAUUUUCCCUGUUAUGCUCAUGUCUCGCGUUUGGCAUUGUAGUUUUUGAAGUUUGCUUCAUGAAUUAUGCAGGUGGAUGGAAGGUCUUGGAGAUUGGAAGGGUUAUGUUUGCUGCAGGAUUUUGGUUGGUGUGUUAUGCACAAAUUGAACAAGUUGUUGGGCUGAUUCUGCAGAGCUUUCAUGAGCUGCAAUGUGUUGGAGAUCCUACUGGCUUGAUUUGGUUUAAUGAAAUUUAUAUUAAUGAAACUUAAACAUUGAAUGAAAUUUAUAUUAAUGAAAUUGGAAUUAGUUAUGUAUUAAUUUGAGUUAAAUGGACUUUGAUUGGAAUCA
Molecule: messenger RNA, 693 nt
Organism: Lathyrus oleraceus (garden pea)
Lineage: Eukaryota; Viridiplantae; Streptophyta; Magnoliopsida; Fabales; Fabaceae
Exons: 2
Coding region: 39-614 (191 amino acids)
Source: RefSeq, a predicted model, not a curated record